GAAAUUGCAUGAUCUUUCGAGAACAUCCAUCAUGGACAAGUGGCUUUCAUCCGUGCUUUCUCUGGAAACCCAACUUGACUCGUGGGGUAGAAAGAGAAGUGUUAAAAAAGCACUCCCACUGAUCACUAGACUUCUUUUGAUUGCCACGUUUAUCGAAGAUUCCAUCCGAGGAAUAGUACAACGUGAGCUGCAGAUUCAAUUUCUUCAAUAUCGUUACCAUUUACCGUUCCUUGUAUCAGCUGUUUUUCUAUACUCUUGGAUCUCGACUGCCACUGUUGCCAGCUUCAGCAUCCUUUUGCGUUGGCACGAAGACCGUGCUGCGUUGGUGUUGGUUGCGUACGUCACGUUGCAGCAACUUUUGUAUGGAAAAUAUGCGCCUUCUACUCACGGAAAAUGGGGAUUCUUGGUUCGUAACCUUUGCCUUUGCGGUAGUCUCUUGAUCAUCGUCGCCUCUAGUCGGAUGAAAAAAGGCUAUACGUUGUUACCAGGGUUUGGUAAGCCAAAAAAUGGCACCACUUCACGUUUUCCUGAAUACAUACAACUCGCAAGUCGUUGUUUGAUGGCAUUGUUGUCGUUGGAGUUUGUGGCUUCGAUGGGAUGGAUCGGUACAUUGCUUUCUCUACCCGUGGUGUUGUUUGUUUUCGUUGGAUUCAAAACGCAGUUGUGUUCUUUAUUGUUGAUGUUGCUGUAUGCUAUACAUAAUGUGUUGCAAAGUGCUUUUUGGUAUUUUCGUGGUAACUCGUGGGAAGCGAUGGUUCAACGAGAUGUCAAAUUGUUUGAGUUUGUACAAACCUUAUCCAUCAUGGGUGGACUAGGUUUGUUAUCCAGUUCGGGUCCUGGGGCAUUGAGUUUCGAUGAACGGAAAAAAUAAUGAAGUACUGGUGUAGAAUUUCUCUUUUAUAUAGCCUCGUAAUAAAAACGAAUCUAGUUGUGUUGUUCUAAAUACAUGCCAUUUGGGGAUGAUUAUGUAAAGUUUUGCA
Galdieria sulphuraria is the source of this 980-nucleotide messenger RNA. Its product is annotated as COPII-coated vesicle protein SurF4/Erv29, putative. Bases 32 to 871 code for a protein of 279 amino acids. NCBI's taxonomy places the organism in Eukaryota, Rhodophyta, Bangiophyceae, Galdieriales, Galdieriaceae. Gene Ontology annotation, cellular component: membrane. The record is from RefSeq and is a predicted model, not a curated record. The transcript is spliced from 3 exons.